Calliphora vicina (urban bluebottle blowfly) is the source of this 823-nucleotide messenger RNA. Its product is annotated as lethal (2) k10201. Bases 17 to 745 code for a protein of 242 amino acids. The transcript has a single exon. The record is from RefSeq and is a predicted model, not a curated record. Lineage: Eukaryota; Metazoa; Arthropoda; Insecta; Diptera; Calliphoridae.
AGUUAGAACAGAUGAGAUGUUUAACGCAGAGGAAAUCCUUGAUUUAUUAAAGAGUUGUCCCGAAGGUUAUCUUAAACCGGACCAUAAUCUAUUUAAAACAAGUGACGCAAAUAUAUUAAAAACAUACAAAAAACUGGGAGCCAUAAGCAACAAAGAAGAUGAAUGCCUAAACGAUUCGCUCAAUAGUGCCGCCAACGAAAUAUUUUGCAAUGUGUUUGGUUGUAGCCUAGUUUUUGAUAAUGUGGCUUCCUACCAGAGUCACUACAAUGCAAUGCAUCGCUUUAUAUGUGCAGAAUGUAAAAAAUCUUUGCCUACGGAGCAUUUGUUAGACUUGCACAUAUCGGAGCAUCAUGAUUCCUACUUUAAAGCUAGAGUAGAAAGAGGUGAACGUUUGUUUAAAUGUUAUUUGGAGGAAUGUAAAGAAGUAUUUGGCAAUGCCUUGGAACGUAAAGAGCAUUGUAUAAAACAACACAAAUUUCCCAGUAAUUUUAGAUUUGAUCAAAUUAUUAAAAAUGGCCAAAAUAAAAAAGAUAAAGCGUCCAAUAAUAAUUCCGAACAUAUUCCAAUGGAUGUGUUGGAAGAGGCAAAACCUAAGGAUUUCAUUAAUAAGGAACUGAAAGUAAUUUCAUUUGGCCACCAAAGAGAAAGGACCUUUCGCGCUAGGAAUGGCCCCAAACAAAAUGCAGGCAUUGGAAAAACUUUGGAAAAUAUGGAUUCUUUAAAGGCAGCAUUGGAAUUAAUGUGAUUUACUAUAGACAUAACAAUUACAUUUUUUUUAUUGAAUUUUAAAAAUUAUUUAUUGAAUAUACAUAGAACAUUAAAA